Closterium sp. NIES-65 is the source of this 4698-nucleotide messenger RNA. The record is from the annotation of a GenBank genome assembly. NCBI's taxonomy places the organism in Eukaryota, Viridiplantae, Streptophyta, Zygnematophyceae, Desmidiales, Closteriaceae.
AGCACGUUAGACAUGAUAAAGAGCGAGAAGCUGGGCAUUUUCUCUCUCAACACCUGGGUGGUACACCACUUCCGGCACCUCGUGGCUCAAGUCAACGCUUUGGAGCCAGCGAUGCAGGCACUUUCUGAUAAGCAGUUGCGGCGCAAGACACGCGAGUUCAAGAAGCGGUUGAAGCAGGGAGAGACGCUGGAUGACAUACAGGCAGAGGCCUUUGCUGUGGUGCGAGAGGCGGCUCAGCGCACCCUCAGCAUGCGCCACUUUGAUGUGCAGGUCGUGGGAGGGGCAGUGCUGCAUGCAGGGGCGAUAGCCGAGAUGAAGACAGGAGAGGGGAAGACGCUUGUGUCCACGCUCGCAGCUUACCUUAACGCCCUCGUGGGCAAAGGCGUGCAUGUGGUAACGGUCAAUGACUAUCUAGCAAGGAGGGAUGCGGAGUGGAUGGGCAGGGUGCACGGCUUUCUGGGGCUGUCAGUGGGGGUCAUUCAGCCUGGUCAGACAAAGGAGGAGAGACAGCUAGCUUAUGCUUGCGACAUUACUUAUGGCAGCAACAACGAGAUUGGGUUCGACUACCUGCGAGACCAUCUGGUUCAGGACCCGAGCGAGCGCACGCUGAGGUGGCCAGAUGCACUGCACUACUCCAUCGUGGACGAGAUAGACUCUGUGCUCAUUGACGAAGGCAGGAACCCUCUGCUCAUCAGCAACAUGUCCUCCUCGUACGUCAUGCGCUUCCCUGUGGCUGCUCAAGUGGCGGAGAUCCUCAGAAGGGAUAUUGACUACACGGCAGACCUGAAGCUGCGCACGGUGCAGCUCACCGACUCGGGGGUGGCGAUUGUGGCAGAGAGCUUGAGAAGCGAGGAUGCUGCAGCAGAGGGGGACGGAGAGGGGGAAGGGGUGGAACUGGGGGAAGGAGGGAAUGGGAAUGGCGCAGAUUCAGAUGAUAUCUUUGAGAGCAGCAACUCAUUUGCGCAGUUCGUGCUGACGGCCCUCAAAGCAAAAGAGUUCUACCUGAGGGAUCGGGACUACAUUGUGAAAGACGGCCAAGUGAUUAUCGUGGACGAGUUCACGGGGAGAACAGCAGACAUGCGGCGGUGGAGCGACGGCAUUCACCAGGCUGUUGAGGCGAAAGAGGGUGUGGAAAUUAAGCCCGUGUCAGAAACAGUUGCCCAGGUGACCUACCAGUCGCUCUUCCGCCUCUACAGCAAGGUGUCUGGGAUGACAGGCACCGCCAAGACUGAGGAGGAGGAGUUCAAGCGCAUAUUCGGCAUGCCAGUGGUCGUCAUCCCCACCAACCGCCCCAACAUCAGAAAGGACCUUGACGUUGUAGUUUUCCUGCAAGCGCGCAACAAGGUGCAUCAUGUCAUUCAGGAGAUUGUCAAAAUGAACCAACUCGGCCGUCCUGUGCUUGUUGGGACAUCCAGUGUGGACGAGUCAGAGCGCCUCUACGCCAUGCUGCAGGUGGAGCAUCCUCGUCGGUUUGCCCACAUUCAAGUUCUUAACGCUCGGCCCGAAAAUGCAGCGCGUGAGGCAGAGAUCGUAGCGCAGGCGGGGCGGUUUGGAGGCAUCACCAUCUCCACCAACAUGGCUGGCCGUGGCACUGACAUUGUGCUGGGCGGCAAUCCCGAGCUCCUGAGCAAGGAGGUGGUGAAGUGGGCACUGUUUGAAGCGCCAGCAGCCACAGCGGGGAACUACUCGGCUUUCAAGAAAGGCCCACAUGCGAGGCAGGGGUUCUGGCCUAUUAAACUCCAAGAGGAUACCUUAAAGGAGCUCUACGCUGCCCAGUUCUCAUGGCGCAGCGUGGCAGCGGACUGGUCGGAGGCGCAGCAGCAGGCUGUGCUAGAGCAGGCAGAGACACAGGCUUUAAGGCCGUCAGCCACUCCCGGGGCUGGCGAGGGCAAGGAGGAGGGUUGGGAAUGGGGGGAACGCAGGGAGGAGGCGGGCGCAGGGAUGUGGGGAGGAGAUGCUGCAGAAGACACCGGAAUGAGCCCUCUACCCUGGCGGACCGGUGAAAUCGACAGCACCACCAGCAGCAGUAUCAGCAACGGUAGUGGUAUCAGCAGCCGGAGUGGUGGCUUCAGCAGCAGCAGCAGCAGCAGCGGGGAGGGGGAGGGGGACGAGAGCGAUGAGGACGAUGCAGAAGUGUGGGGGGGAGGCGGAGGGGUGCUGGGAUUGCGGGCGGUGCCACGGUCGAUGCAGGAGAUGGUGGUGAGAGUGGUGGGGCGGGCGCUGGGGAGGGUGAGUGCGGACUGCAAGGCGCACUGCCAGGAGGAGGGCGAGUAUGUGCGCUCGCUGGGAGGGCUUCAUGUCAUCGGCACUGCUCUCAGCGAGUCAAGGCGAAUCGACAACCAGGUGAGAGAAGGUCCUUUGGUCUGCGGUAGCAGCGGUGCCGCAGUGAAGCAAGAGAUGGAGGUUCUGGAUUUGGGGAGUGCAGCUCCUUUGGUCGUCUGCACGAGUGCGGGCGGUGCUGAGGUUGAUGCAGGAGAUGGUGGUGAGAGUGGUGGGGCAGGCGCUGGGGCAGGUGAGGGUGGUGGUGGUGUGGGAAGGCUUAUUGCAGAGAGCGCUGGGGGGGGGAUGGGGAUUGCAAGGCGCACUGCCAGGAGGAGGGCGAGUAUGUGUGCUCUCUGGGGGGCCUUCAUGUCAUCGGCACUGCGCUCAGUGAAUCCAGGCGGAUUGACAAUCAGGCUCUCUGGAGAGGGUGCUGCGCUGGGGCGGGUGAGUGCGGACUGCAAGGCGGACUGCCAGGAGGAGGGCGAGUACGUGUGCUCGCUGGGGGGACUUCAUGUCAUGGGCACUUCUCUGAGCGAGUCUAGAAGAAUCGACAACCAGGUCGCCAGGGCGACCCUGGGUCAACACAGUUUAUCAUCAGACUCCUCUCGUUCCAUGUCCUUCACCCCAUCGCUGUACUCUGCACGCCCCCAUUCGCCCAUCCCUCCCCGAUUCGCCCGCCUCAACCAGUAUAGUAUGGAGGACGAUAUGAUGGGGGAGGUGCUACCAGACUCCUCUCCAUCCAUGCUGGAGCAGCUGUUAUGGCCACCUCUCUUCGCUGCUCCUCCUCUGCCUCACUCCCGACCCCCCUCCUCUCCCUCCUCCCCUUUCUCCCUCCCAACCAGUAUGGAGGACGAUAUGAUGAGGGAGGUACUACCGGACUCCUCUCGAGCCAUGUCCUUCCUUUACCCCAGUGCUAUCCCCUUCAAGUCAACCCCAUCUAUUACUAUCUUCUUCUCCCCUUUCUCCCUCCCAACCAGCAUGGAGGACGGUAUGAUGAGGGAGCAUGGAGGACGAUAUGAUGAGGGAGGUGCUGCCAGACUCCUCUCGAGCCAUGCUGGAGCAGCUGCUUUAGCCACCUCUCUUGCCUGCCGCUGCUCCCCUGCUCCUCCUCUCCCUCAAGCCCACAACCCCCUCCUUCCCCCCCUGCUUCGAAACCUACUCAGCAUGGAGGAUGAUAUGAUGAGGGAGGUGCUGCCAGACUCCUCUCGAGCCAUGCUGGAGCAGCUGCUGUACACGGGCGACUUUGAUGAGGGCUUUCCCCACAUGGCGCUCACGCUCGCUUUGGUGCAGACGCAGAAGACCAUCGAAGCUGCCAUGUUCGAGCGGCGGAGGCAAAUGCUUGACUACGAUCAGGUCUUUGAGCUGCAGCGCAAGCAUGUAUACGAGCUGAGAGAGUCCAUUCUGGAAGAGUCACCUGAAGUUCGACACACACGUGCACAACUGUACAUCCAAGCAGUGGUAGAUGAUGUGGUGAAGGAAAACUGCUCUCCCUCCAAGCCAGUGGCGUCAUGGCCCAUCGACACCUUGCUCAAGCGCCUUUCUCGCACCACUGGCAUAGACAUCUCCCAGUACGUGGAUGCCACCUCCCUCAGCUCCGCCCUUUCCCACUCCCCUCCACCGAACGCCGGCCACCGCUGGGACCUCAGAAAGCACCUCCCCCACGUCCUGCCUCCCCUGCCUGAGGUGCUGCCGGCUUUUGGGGUAGGCUCCAACUCUGCUGCUGCUGGUGCUGGUGCUGCUGCUGCUGCUGCUGCUGCUGCUGCUGCUGCUGCUGCUGCUGGUGCUGCUGCUGCUGCUGGUGCCGGUGGUGCGGCGGGUGCGGCUGCUGUUGGAAGUGCAAAUAAGAGGGAGGAGGAGGAGGAAGGGGGAGAGGCGGAAGCAAUGCGGGAGGAGCUGAGAUGGAGAGAGAUUCUUCGUGACUCUCCUGACCUGAGGGGCAGAUCAUCAAAGCACCUGGCAGCGCUGCGCAAGUACCUGGGAGACGUGGUGGUCACGAGCUACAGGGCCCACCUUGCUCUCUUCGUUGCAUCACCCCAGCAGAUGGAGUUCUUUGAGAGAGAGUCGCUGCUGUCGACACUGGACCGGCUGUGGAGCGUGCACAUCGCAAACAUGGCACGGCUGAGGAACGCGGUGAGCGUGCAGGGCUUUGGGAGAGAGAACCCACUAGAGGAGUUCAAGAUCGAGGGCACACGCUUCUUCAUCUCCACGCUCUUCGCCAUGCGGAGGGAGAGCGUGCAGGCGCUGCUCUCUGCUUUCCUGGCGGACACAGAGGGGGAAAUCGAUGGUGGUGGAGGGAAUGCGGUUGGGCACGCACACGCUUGCUUCUUCAUCUCCACGCUCUUCGCCAUGCGGAGGGAGAGCGUGCAGGCGCUGCUCUCUGCUUUCCUGGCGGACACAGAGGGGGAAAUUGAUGGUGGUGGUGGGAAUGUGGUGUAG